AUGGAACCUCCGCCACCGCCGCCUCAUAGAAUGGUUUGAACACGAUUUUUCGUAUUGUAUUGUUGAAAACCGGUGAAAAUAUGUUUUUCAGAAAAUAAUGCAACAACCACCUCCGCCACCUCCACCUUAUGGAAUGGUGUGUUUUUUCUUCAUAUUUUAUUCUCACAAUCAUUAAUAAUCACAGUAAUUAUUGUUUUUUCAAAGACGGGAGAGCAAACAUUCUUCAAUGAGAUAUUGAUUUUUUGAAAAUUAUUUUGAAUUUAUUGUUAGAAAAAUAUUUUAUCCUUAUGACUGAUAAUUGAGAAAUUGAAAAAAGGAUUCGUCUGGAAAACAAAUCAUAAAAUUGUGUUUUUUUACACUAAAACUCUUUUUCAGCAAUAUCCCCAGCCAGGCCAAGCCCAACCAGUUUUUUAUUAUCAACAGCAACAACAACCUAUAAUUUACACAGCCCAACCACAACCUAGAACCGUUAUGUAAGCCUAAACCCCCGGUAAAAAACUUUUCCUUGAUUUUUUUCCAGUGUUCAAGAGGAUUGUCAUCAUCAUCAUGGAGGACAUGGAGGCGGUGGCGGGCCAUCAGCAGAAACGUGUUGUUUAUUCGCACUUUGUUGUGCUCUUUGUUGUGCAUUGAAUAAAUAA
Molecule: messenger RNA, 638 nt
Organism: Caenorhabditis angaria
Lineage: Eukaryota; Metazoa; Nematoda; Chromadorea; Rhabditida; Rhabditidae
Source: the annotation of a GenBank genome assembly